This is a messenger RNA of Talaromyces stipitatus ATCC 10500, 1176 nucleotides long. Its product is annotated as tyrosyl-tRNA synthetase. The transcript is spliced from 6 exons. The record is from RefSeq and is a predicted model, not a curated record. The coding region runs from base 1 to 1176 and encodes 391 amino acids. Lineage: Eukaryota; Fungi; Ascomycota; Eurotiomycetes; Eurotiales; Trichocomaceae. Gene Ontology annotation, biological process: tyrosyl-tRNA aminoacylation. Gene Ontology annotation, molecular function: tyrosine-tRNA ligase activity; ATP binding.
AUGGACGCAUCCGCACAAGCCAGAUUUGAUCUCAUACGCGAGAAUCUCGAGGAGAUUCUUAACCCUGAAAUCGUCGAGAGCAUUCUCGCCGAGGGGCGCAACCCGCGUAUAUACUGGGGUACCGCGACCACCGGACGACCUCACACUGGAUAUUUCACCCCCGCAAUUAAGAUUGCGCAACUUUUAGCCGCAGGAUGCGAAGUCGUGAUCCUUCUCGCCGACGUACACGCAUUUCUCGAUUCUAUGAAAGCCCCUCUUGAACUGGUCGAGAACCGUGUUAAAUACUAUGAGAAAGUGAUCAGAGCGAUUCUCGAGUCGGUAGGCGUAUCGACGGAGAAACUCGAGUUUGUGCUUGGAAGUUCCUACCAGCGCAACUCAGACUAUGUCAUGGAUGUCUACCGCCUGGCAGCCUUGACUUCCGAACAUGACGCCAAGAAGGCCGGUGCUGAGAUUGUUAAACAAUCUGCCAAUGCGCCAUUGAGUGGUCUUCUCUACCCUAUCCUGCAGGUCCUCGACGAGGAGUAUCUCAAGGUCGAUGCUGAAUUAGGGGGUAUGUCGCAUCUUCCUUGUAUUGCGGCGACAGAGUGGCUACCUAAACUCGGAUAUCGAAAGCGCGCCCAUCUUGUAACACCAAUGGUUGCAGGUCUUAAUGGUGGUAAAAUGAGCUCCAGUGAUCCAGACAGCAAAAUUGACCUUCUUGACCCUCCCGAAUCUGUCGCCAAAAAGGUCCGCAAGUCUGAGGCCAUUCCCAAAGUCAUCGAAAAUAACGGCGUUAUUGCAAUCGUCGAGUUCGUCUUGCUGCCAGCAGCCAAGCUCAGCGGGAAGAAUGAGUUCCGUGUGGAACGACGAGAUGCCGAGCCCUUGAUCUAUACAGAUAUUCAAAAGCUCAAGGAUGAUUAUGUGAACGAUAUUUUGACACCACAACUCCUAAAACCUGCCGUAGCAGAAGCUUUAACCAACCUUAUGGCACCUAUUCAUCAAGCCUACCAAAACUCACCAGAAUGGCAAGAAAUAACUCUCAAGGCCUACCCUCCCCCAACCGUGCAGAAGAAGGUGAAGAAAGUGAAGGACAAGGGUUCUCGUUACCCGGGCGCCAAAAAAGAAACCGAAAUCGCAUCGCACCCAAAUCCUGAAGAGUCAAAGACAGAGACAGAGGAGCCGAAGGCUGAGGCUUAG